This is a messenger RNA of Penicillium manginii, 2208 nucleotides long. RefSeq names its product ankyrin repeat domain-containing protein. NCBI's taxonomy places the organism in Eukaryota, Fungi, Ascomycota, Eurotiomycetes, Eurotiales, Aspergillaceae. The record is from RefSeq and is a predicted model, not a curated record. Bases 1 to 2208 code for a protein of 735 amino acids. The transcript has a single exon. Gene Ontology annotation, molecular function: protein binding.
AUGGACUGCACCACAGAAGGUAGCGGCGAUCUAUACGGCGUCGGUGUCCGAACUGGCCUUUAUCUACAAUGGGCUGCUGGAUUUCUCCUCCGCAAUUGGAAUGGAUCCUGGAAAACCAUAUCAGCCGUGCGCGUUGUAAAUAAUGCGAUUUGCUAUGCGAUUAUCGUCACUAUGAUCAUCGGACAAACCAAGGGCUCCGCACUGUCCCUGGACUUCCUUCUGGUCUAUUAUCUCACCAUUGCAUUAUUCUACUCCGAGUCAUACAAUCUCUUGAAAAAGCGCGACGCAGCCGGUAACGAGCAGGGGUAUUUACUACGUCCCGAUUUCCCGCUCGUUGCGCAAAACCUUUUAUGUGCCCUGAUCAGUGUUUUUGGCGUCUGGUUCUGGAUUCAAGGAAUUUAUCAAGUCGAGGCACCCACAUGUCCGGCAAAGGCAGCUUGUCUUGGUCUCUUUCCAUUGAUGAGCGCCCCGUGGCGUCGAUUUGCGGCUACGAUUAGCGCUAUCACGGGUAUAAUAUUCAUCACUUUCUUCAUUGUUCACCUGGUGGAAUUAUUGCCAGGCCUUAAAAAAGGCCCUGUGAGACGAGUGAACCAGAUCGGGAUACGUUUAGCCCGGAUAUUUCAGAUGGCCUCGGCUCGGAGGAUCGACUUCGGUUCUUCCCAAUCAGUGUAUACAUACCGAAUCAAAACGUCGUCUACCCAAAGCAUUCUACGACCUCAGCUCAGGCAAGCACCGACUAAUUUCGGCGGAUUGAUCAAGUUCAUCCAUUGGGGGAUCAUCAAUCUUUUGGGCCCGCUUAUUGCGAUUGUCUCUGUGGAGAGGAUGCUGCAGGCAAAUCAUCUCACUACAGAGAGUAUCGCAACUUCAAGUGGUCAAAUGAUUUCCCUCUUCACCGGCAUCGCAAGUCUUUUCGUUGCUGUUGCCGAUAUCUUAAAGGGGAUCUGGUCUCAACAAAGGAAAGAUCUAGCAGAGGAGUUCCUUGAGCACCAGGUCCAUGAUAGAUCUCGACCGCUGAAUGCGAAGGAAACCAGACUUCUCGUACGUCAACUCAUAGUGGCUGAAGAACAGCGAGACCCGGCAUUUCUAGAAGAGAUAAUCCAGACUUCGGCUUCAGAUACAGUGGAUAUUCCGAAUCCCCUGGUAGAGAAUGAGGAGCUGGAGUCAUCUCCAGAUUCCGCAAGCAAGCUUUCAAAUUCCAUCCGGGUCGGAAACGGGGACACCUUUAAGACAUUACUUGAGGCAAUCGGACCAAACUGCCCUGAUAAAUUGGGCAAACAUCCUCUAUGGUGGGCCGUAUCCUGCCAUCAACCGGAAUUCGCGACCAUUCUGCUGAAACGAUACGAUAUCGAAGUCAAUUGUCGCGAUCACACGAACCGACAAACUCCACUGGGUCAUGCGGCACAGAGGGGAGAUCUAUCGAUGCUCAAGCUACUACUCUCACACAAGAACAUUGAAGUGGACGCCCGAAAUAAAUAUGGGCAAACGCCCUUCCUAGAAGCAGCAGCAAACGGCCACGUCGAAAUCAUGGAAGAACUUUCUUUACAUGAUGCGGACCCAAAUUGUCGAGAUCAAAGAGGCUACUCUCCACUGACCUGGGCUAUUCUUAAAGAACAUGAUCCAGUGAUCAAAAUAUUGCUAUCAAUAAGCGAAGUGGACCCAAAUCUCGACGACGAAAACGGCCAACAACCUUUAUGCUGGGCCUCCAAAAAAGGAAAUCAGGCCGCCGUGCGUCUUCUACUCGAUCACGGGUCUCAAACCGAGAUAGAGCACAAAGAUCGGCACGGCAGAACGCCUCUCUGCUGGGCAGCUAUGAAGGGCCAGAGCGAGUUAGUCAAGACCCUUGUGGAAGAAGGGGCAAACCCUUUCCCUCGAGAUAUUUCGGAGCGUACGCCGUUAAUAUGGGCAGCUAUGCGGGGUCACUUGGAGGUUGUAAAGUAUUUAUGUGCCCAAGCAUCAACGAGAGACCCAUCGCAGAUUGAUGCCAGGGAUAUAGAAUCCCGCACGCCGCUCUCGUGGGCUGCUCGAAACAAUCAUGAGCAGAUUGUGAAGGUUCUGUUGAGCUAUGGCUCUGAUAUAAAGAGUCGGGAUAGCGAGGGUCAGAUUCCGCUCUUUGUAGCAGCUCAGAAUUGCAAUGUGAAGAUUUGUAGGCUUUUGGUUGGGAGGAAUAGGGUUUAUGUCAGGGAUGGUGACUCUGAGAGGGGUUUUUAA